CAAACAUUCGUUCUAAAUUUUUGUGGCACAUAGUCCAACACAAGGGAAGUACUACGCCCCCUCCCUGCACUACACACGCCCCCAUACACCCUGGUAUGAAUAGAGUUAAAAAAUGUUUUGUGCAAAAUCUUGUUGUUGUGUGCAGUAUAUUUUGUUUGUUUUGUUAUCAUAAUCUAAAAUUUUCAUUUCAGAUAAUCUGUAGCUAAAUAAUAACUAAUUUUUUCAUACCCGAUAAAUGGACCAAUGAAUAUUGCGCAGUAUAUUCUGGCUGUGGAUGUGCGUUACAACAACUAUAGAAUAAAAACUGAUCCUCAAUUUCGUACGCUUUAUGUAAGAAGACGCUCACAGCUUUUGCGAGACAAUGCUAAAAAGGAGCAUAAUCCAGCCUUUCGUCGACAAUAUUUGAAUCUUCGCAAACAACUGCUUGAUAAAAAGUAUGGUCCAAUUCCUGUAACAGAUAGUAUAAGAAGUCAAAGUAUUGGUCUCCGCAGUCGAAAUAGUUCGAUCGAGGCGAGUUUUGACAACCUGCACUUAGAUACGUAUGAUGGUUUUCGCCCGACACAUCGUCGGUUUCACAGUGGUUCGUCACGUAAUUUUGGUAGCUUUGGCUCGUUAAAGAUGAUGCCGAUGACGGAGAGUAUUCCUGAUGAACUUUUGGAAAGUGAGGGAGUGGUACCAACGAGGAAGGCUUCAGCUAGCAGAGCGAUGGCUGGAAAUACAACACUAAGUGAGAACUAUUCUUUUUCUGGAAUGUUUCACAUCUUCGAUCAACACGCUGACGCAGUCACUGCGGUGAAGUUCGCCCACAAUGAAAAGUACAUGCUGGCUUGCUCAUCAAGAGAUUGUACGAUCUCCAUCUGUGCGCUAAACACAACUCCUCCAACGGUUACUUCCAUGUUGUUAGGCCACAAAGAAGAAGUGAACGAUUUUGAUUGGUCUAUUACAAAUGAUUUGCUAGUGUCAGCAUCGAGUGAUGGUUCUGCGCAGUUAUGGAAUCCGGCAACGGGGGAAAAUCUACGCGUCUUAAAAGAUAAUUUUGGUUCAGGAGUGAAUGCUUGUCGUUUCAUGCCGUUAAAUAACAACCUUAUUGUUACUGGGAACAAAAGGGGCCACGUGCAAGUCUUCAACAUGUCGACCGGAAAAUGCACAAAAGACGGCGUCGCCAAAGGAACCACGUCAAUUCGAUGUUUAGAAUUUGACCUUUCAGGAACGCUGUUAUGGACUGGCGAUGAAAAGGGUGUUGUGACCUCCUUUAUAUUCAAUAUUGUCACAGGAAAAUUGUCCCGUGGUAAAAAAAUAUCACUGUCUGAAAAUAACUGCAUCACCUCAAUAUCUGCUCGCACGUGGAUAAGUCGCGAAGCACGUGACCCAUCGUUACUAGUUUCCAGUGCUUCAAACGCGUUACAUUUAUAUGGUAUAUCUGGUUUCAACAGUCAUCUUCAUUUGAAAGCCUCUUUCCCUAUUGCCCAUCAGAAAUAUCCUAUCAGAAGUUCGUUUUGCCCGCUUAUGUCUUUUAGACAAGGCGCAUGCGUAGUCACGGGAAGUGAGGACAUGUCUGUCUACUUCUUUAAUAUUGAUGAGCCACAAAAACCUUUAAAUACACUACUUGGUCACUCUUCCCCUGUUUUGGAUGUUUGUUGGAAUUACGACGAAAGUUUGCUUGCUUCGUGCGAUUUAGAGGGAACUGUUAUCAUAUGGAAAAGACAGCAACUGAAAAAUGUUAAUUCGCACUAAAAAAAAGAAUCCUCUAGUAAUGGUAACUUACCGUUGAUGAAAAGACUGUAAAAAUCAUUACCAGAUGUCUGUUAGAAAGACCAUACGUAAUAAAUAGAUAUGUAGUAGUUAGACGCCUUAGUUUCGCAGACCAAGACGACAUAGAUGAAUGUCAAGAUUUGUUAUAAGUUUUUCUGUCUGUUGUUUUUUGUUGUUGGUAAACAAUCGGAAUUUUAAUGAGAAAUAUCACUUGUGGACUUGUCGACCAAGAAAGAUUAUGAAGAAUAUAUAUAACCAGUGAAGAGAGGUGUUUAAGCAACAUGGUUGCUCGUUGUUAUCAAAAGAACCCGCGAAGAGAAUUUUGAUUUCCAUCCAAAGCAGUAUAAUGAAUUAGUGGAUGAUGCAUGUAAGACAGGUGGCGAGAAAAAAUAGGCGAGAAAAACGACGCCAUCUUUUUUUUAUUCAAUAAAUUGUGGCUUCACUGCAAAGGUUUUAAAUUUAGAAGAUUUCUCGCAGAAUUAAUUCUGUUUCAACAUGUUGCAUGAAUAAAGUGCAACAAUUUUUUGACAAGAAAAUAUUACAGAUUAAUUUUCUAUUUAAAUAACGUUUGAAAUGUCCUUAAUCCGCAAAAAAAUGAAAUUCGCUUAUUGGCGAAAUUUAAACAAAGAGAUCUUAAAAACCUUACAUCCAUUAUUUUCUAAAAGAGCUUUUUGCCUUGAUUGUGCCUUGUUUUAUGUUCGUAAGAACCUUGAAAUAUGGCAAAGUUGUAGCUAGAAAGCUUGAAAAAACUAGAAAAAAGGCUUAAAAACCUUGAAGGUUUAAAAUACUCAGAAGACACCCUUAGUCAAGAUAAUUUUGAAUUUAUGAAAUAGCAUUUAUUUAUACGGUUAGAUCUAGAAAUAUCUAACAAUUAUCGUUUUAUGUAUUGAGGUUGUUUUCCUUUGUUUUUAGCGCAUAUUUUAUUGCCUGAAUAUUUUGCGUUUUCGCUGGUCGCGAAAAGUAGUGCAUUACUUUUUGUGGGUUUUUCAAAACAAUUUAUUACAAAAUUUUUCUUUUACAUGAAUGUGCUUUAUAGAAUACCAGGUUGGAAUUUUAGGUUUAAAAACAAUAGAUCUAUUGUUUAGAACAAUAGAUCUAUUGUUUAGAACAAUAGAGAAAUAAGAAUAAUGACCAGCUUGAUUGGAAUUUUGGUGUUCUUAUACAAAAAAUUAAAAUACUAAUGGAUUAAAUAUUGUGAUAAACAAUGCCUUGACGUAUCGCCGCGAUUUUUUCAUAAUUUUCUAACAAUCAUUUUGUUUCGCUGCGAUUGUUAAAUUUUUGGUUUAUUUGUAAAUUUUUGUGUUAUAUUUACUUUGUAUAUAUAUAUAUAUUUUUUUGUAAUGCACAAAAUAAUGGAUCAGUACUAACUUGAAUUGCUUUUCUAAACGUUCAACUUCAGAAAUCUUUCCAUCCGUGAUCUGUAAUUCUGUUUGUCCUCUAACACCCGCUGUCUGCCCUCUCCCGUUACAUUUGUAACGCAUUAAACAACCGAUGACAGAAAGAAUGGCGUUGCGCCCCCGUCCGCCCUCUCCCCUUUCAUAUGUAAUGCGUUAAACAACCGACGACGUAAAGAAUGGCGUUGCGCCCCAGUCCGCCCUCUUCCCUUACAUAUGUAAUGUAUUAAACAACAGACGACAGAAAGAAUGGCGUUGCGCCCCAGUCCGCCCUCUUCCCUUACAUAUGUAAUGCAUUGUACAACAGACGACAGAAAGAAUGGCGUUGUCUUUAUCUUCUUUUAUAUUGACACUCGUAGUUUGUCUUUUCAAAAUGGCUGCCAUUGCAACUUUAUUUCGAAUCCCCACAGGGCAAAUAACUUACUCAAGGGUGAACCCGCAGAUUUUACUGCCUUUCCCCCUAAAAAUGAGGGAGUGACAGAAAUCCAUAAUGGUAGACACGCUGCUUUUGUGUGUUUGUAUGUUUGAUAAAUUAUAGAACAAUACCACUUUUAAGCUCAAUCAACCAACAUGGUGUGAUUAAACCGCAUCAAAAAAAUUUUAUUUCUAGACAUUUUUAUUUUUGUUUAAGUGGUAUAUAUAUUAAAAUAUAAAUUUAAAAAGAUAUUUUAAGAAAAAAUAAAUUUAAAGAAGCAUUUUAUAAUCCAAGCCGGAAGUUAUGGAUCGUCACCCAUUUCUUCAUCAUGACACAAGUCUUCAUGAAACUUUAUAUCGCGUUCUUCAAUCAUUGCUUUGCAUUGUGGCACUCGUGCUACUCUCCCUCGCAAAUGCUGGAAAUGUCUGGGUGACUGCACGGGGGAUGACCAAAACAAGUGCGGGAUUAUGGCGCUCAUGUGCGAUCGAUAUCAAGUGCGAGCCGAUUCAGUCAUUCGAUGAUAACCACUGGCUUCUAGCAGUUCGCAUUCUUACGCUAGUAGCUAUUGCUUUAAAUCUUUCAGCAUUCGCAAUGUCAUUAUGUGGCAUUCGUACGAAGUCGAUUAGAUGUCGUUCGGUAUCGAUUCAAACAUUCGUCGCAACUUCGCUCGAAGUAGCAGCAUUAACGUUAUAUAUGAAAAAAGUCAUUGGUAACAAGGACAGCCAUUAUGGAUGGUGUUAUUUUAUUGGUUGGGCAGGCGCUCUGUUGGAUCUUAUAGCCACUUUGAUUGGUUUGUCGUUCGAAUAUAAGCUGAAAAAAAGUAAACGAAAAGAAACGCGGGAAAGAUGACUUGUAAACCGUAUACGGCCAAAUUUUGGCUCAUGGACCAAAAAGCAUUUUUAAAAUGUUUUGCAAUUAUAAUCUGAAAAAGUAGUCAAAAUUUUUGUACAUGACCUGAAUCUUUCUAUAACUACUCGACAUGCUCAAUUCAGCAGCAAAUCAGGGGGAAAUGGCGUUGAAAAUUUACACGUUCUCUUUUAGCUCGAGAUAUCGAGCUGGAGUUUUGUCUGAUCUAGUCUCAGUUAAUUAAGAGGGGUUCAGGACUAAGUUUUUCUUAAAAUAAUUUCAUAGCUAAUAUUAACUGAAUUGGCACAAUGUACAGUGGUACAAUGAUGAAGUGGAUUUUCUGUUUUUUUAACAUUGGAGGGGGCAAUAAGUUGAAACGGGUGGUAAAAUUUUCUUAAAUUUGGUGUUGUACCCUACACUCUAUUGGGUUUUGAAAGUGAGGACCACUUGAACAAUGUUCACAUGUGUAUCAAUAUGUUAACAUUGUGUGCAAUGCAAUUCAUUUUUAGAUAAUACACCUUUCCCGAGACCAUGAGUCAUACUUUUUUUAAAGUCGUAAAAUAUGAAUACCGUAUUUGAAUUCAGCAUAGUUUGUUUAAUUUAUGUGUAAAAGUUUAACUUGAUACGCCAACAGAAAGUGCUAUUUUGAGGAGAUAUAUAUCACAGUUAAAGUCUUCUUAAUGCUCAAGUUACCAUGUCCCGCCUCGUUUUCAAAAAGAGGUUGGACAUGCCACAAAUCUUUAAAUUAGAAUAGCAAGUUGUUUACUUGCUGCAUUGUUUCGAAAUUUUCUUUGUUUAUGACAUUUUUGAUAAGGAAUUCAAAUCUGUUGUCCGUUUUUCAUAAAACUCAACAGAAAAAGUUGCGGCACAUCAAAAGAAUAAGUCUCGGGAAAGGUGUAUUGUCGUUCAUAUUUUGCUCGACGGUUACUUUGCUCGAUGGCUACGAUUUCUACUAUGAAUAAUUUAAUUUUGUUUCCCGUUAA
This is a messenger RNA of Hydractinia symbiolongicarpus, 5390 nucleotides long. RefSeq names its product WD repeat-containing protein 13-like. NCBI's taxonomy places the organism in Eukaryota, Metazoa, Cnidaria, Hydrozoa, Anthoathecata, Hydractiniidae. The transcript has 15 exons. The record is from RefSeq and is a predicted model, not a curated record. Gene Ontology annotation, cellular component: nucleus. Gene Ontology annotation, molecular function: promoter-specific chromatin binding; protein binding. Bases 244 to 1734 code for a protein of 496 amino acids.